UGAGAAGAUAUCUUGUUAACUAAGAAAAAAUGGUCUGUUUUUCACCUUCUAUAGUUUCUCUUUUUGCCUUUGUUUUGUGCAUUGUCUUCCUCUUCAAAUGGUACUUUAAUCCGGUGUCAAAAGCCCGGAAAAGGUUACCGCCAUCUCCCCCUAAGUUUCCCGUGAUUGGAAAUCUUCACCAACUCGGUUUAUACCCCCAUCGCUCGCUGCAAGCACUAUCCAAACACUAUGGCCCACUCAUGAUGCUUCAUCUUGGUAGAUUUCCAGCAGUUAUUGUUUCGUCUGCAGAUGCAGCCCGGGAGAUCAUGAAAAAUCAGGACCUGAUCUUCUCGAACAGGCCGAAAUCUAGCAUCCUUGAUAAAGUUCUUUAUGGCACUAAGGACAUCGCGUUUACUCCUUAUGGCGAGCACUGGAGGCAGGUAAGAAGCAUAUGUGUGCUUCAGCUUUUGAGCAAUAAGAGGGUUCAAUCUUUUCGUCAUAUAAGAGAAGAAGAAACAUCCCUUAUGAUCCAGAAAAUUAGGCGGUCUUGCUCAUCAUCUUCGUCAUUGAUAAACUUGAGCGAUAUAUUGGUGUCGCUUACUAAUGAUAUUAUAUGUAGAGUUGCACUUGGAAGGAAAUAUACUGAUGGAGAAGAAAGCACGAAGUUUGAAUCAAUGUUGAAGGAAAUUGGGCAGUUAAUAGGUAUUUUUAAUGUAGAGGAUUACAUUCCGUGGCUUAAAUGGAUCAAUAACAUUAACGGUUUGAAUACCAGAGUCGAGAAAUCAGCUAAAGUGUUAGAUGAAUUUUUAUCGGAUGUAGUCGAGGAGCACAGAAAUCGAAAACAAGGCAAGACACAGCACAAUGGCACCAACGAGGCUGGAGGACCAGAUCUUGUCGAUAUAUUGCUCGAAGUUCAGAGAGAAAACAAGGCUGGUUUCCCUAUCGGAACUGAUACCAUAAAAGCUGUCAUUUUUGAUAUGUUCGCUGCUGGGACGGAUACGACAUCUACUGCUUUGGAGUGGGCAAUGGCAGAGCUUUUAAAGCACCCAAAAACCAUGGAGAAACUGCAGAAUGAGGUGAGACGAGUAGCUGGAAAUAAACCAGAAAUAACUGAGGAUGAC
Olea europaea var. sylvestris is the source of this 1100-nucleotide messenger RNA. RefSeq names its product cytochrome P450 71A3-like. The annotation marks the transcript as partial. NCBI's taxonomy places the organism in Eukaryota, Viridiplantae, Streptophyta, Magnoliopsida, Lamiales, Oleaceae. The record is from RefSeq and is a predicted model, not a curated record. Gene Ontology annotation, molecular function: oxidoreductase activity, acting on paired donors, with incorporation or reduction of molecular oxygen; iron ion binding; heme binding. The transcript has 2 exons.